AUGAUAUGGAAGAAAUACGCAGGGUUUGCAUUUCUUUACCCUCAUCAUCUUCUAAAAUCUUCUACACUUUCAGUUUUAAGUAAUGCUAUAAAUCCAGUUCCCAUAAAGCUUCAACAUUAUUCUUCUUCGCCUUUGCUUCCAGUCAAUGUCCAAGUCAUUCAUGCCAAGAAAAUCAAAGACGGGUCUGCUCGCGACUUACCUAUCAGUAACUACGUUUUAAAUCUUUACACAAAAAGUAACCAUUUAGCCUCUGCACAGAAGCUGUUUGAUGAAAUUACUCAAAAAGAUGUUCGAACGUGGACGAUACUCAUAUCGGGUUUUUCUCAAUUUGGGUUUAACGGAAAUGCAUUAUCGUUGUUCAUUAAGAUGCGAAAAGAGGGUAUUGUUAUUCCUAAUGAGUUCACUUUAUCUAGUGUUUUCAAGUGUUGUUAUAGUGUUAGUAACGGGCUUAGAUUAGGAAAGUCCAUACAUGGCUGGAUUGUCGUUACUGCUGCAGUUGAUUUGGAUGUUGCUUUGGAGAAUGCUAUACUUGAUCUUUAUGUUAAAUGUGAGUCUUUGGAUUAUGCUAAACGCUUCUUUGAACAGAUGAGUGAUAAAAACGUCGUAUCUUGGAAUAUAAUGCUGGCAGGAUAUCUCGGUACAGAUGAUAUGGAGACAAGUGUCAAACUUUUUAAAAUAAUGCCUGAAAAAGAUGUUUCCAGUUGGAAUACAAUCAUUGAUGGACUUUUGCAACAUGGGUUUCAUAGGGAUGCCCUUAAGCUCCUACGUCAAAUGACCUUAGAUGGGACUUCUUUUAACAAUGUUACGUUUUCUAUAUCAUCAGUGUUGAUGUCUUCGCUUAGAAAUCUUGAAUUAGGAAGGCAAAUCCAUGGUAAAGUGAUGAGGUUGUCAAUGUACAAAGACACGCUUGUAAGGGCCUCGUUAAUUUUUAUGUACAGCAAAUGUGGUCAGAUGGAGAAGGCUUCUAGGAUUUUCCAAGAAUUCCAUCAAGGUAUUGUUGAAGUACAACAUUCACAUUCUGUUCCGUGGAGUACAAUUAUAUCAGGUUAUAUUCACAAUAGCAUGCUGAAAGAUGCUUUACAAGUCUUUAGCUCCAUGGUACGUGAUCAAUUGGAAGUUGAUGUGUUUACACUGUCAAGCAUUCUUAGUGCUUCUGCAAGUAGUGGGCUUUUGGAACUUGGCUGGCAGAUUCAUGGCUAUGUCCAAAAGCUUGGACACAUAUGUGACAUAUUUUUUAUUUCAGCAAUUAUUGACAUGUAUGCCAAAUGUGGAAAGUUAGAUUCUGCUCUGUUGUUUUUUGAGCAAACCCAAACUCGGAAUAUUGUGGUAUGGACAACUAUGAUAAACAGUUAUGCUAUACAUGGAAAAGGAUCUGAUGCUGUUCAGCUAUUUGAGCUUAUGCUGAAUCAGAGGAUUGCACCAAAUGAAGUAAGUUUCAUUAGUGUCUUAACUGCGUGUGGUCAUGCAGGUUUGGUGAAAGAAGGAUGCAAGUAUUUUAGGUUGAUGAAACAAGUUUAUGGCAUCAAGCCUGGUGUUGAACAUUUCUCUUGUAUGGUUGAUCUUUUUGGCCGAGCAGGUUGUUUAGAUGAGGCUUAUGAUUUCAUUCAUGAGAAGGGCAUCUCUAACAUGUCUGAAGUUUGGAAGGUACUCUUAUCUUCUUGCUUGGUGCACAAAAAUGUAAAGAUGGCAAGACAUGUUUCUGAGAAAUUGCUACAACUUCUGCCAAGUGAACACAGUCCUUACAUUCUGUUGUCAAAUACUUGUUCAGAGCAUGAAAAUUGGGAUGAAGCAUCAAAAUUAAGGGGUUUGAUGCAGGAAAGGAAAGUUAUAAAACAUCCGGGUCAAUCAUGGACUUAG
Messenger RNA from Solanum verrucosum, 1857 nucleotides. Its product is annotated as putative pentatricopeptide repeat-containing protein At3g23330. Gene Ontology annotation, biological process: RNA modification. The transcript has a single exon. Gene Ontology annotation, molecular function: RNA binding; protein binding. Bases 1 to 1857 code for a protein of 618 amino acids. NCBI's taxonomy places the organism in Eukaryota, Viridiplantae, Streptophyta, Magnoliopsida, Solanales, Solanaceae. The record is from RefSeq and is a predicted model, not a curated record.